AUUAAAACUGCCAUAAAAUGAAAUCAAUACGCGGAUUAAUUUCAAUUCUCCGAUCAAAGGGUUAGGGUUUUCGAAAUUGAACGCGUUUUGCAUUUCCAGAGUGUGUAAAUUUGGAGACGAACAGCUCAGGCAAAUGUUGGUGAAGUUCGAGAUAAAGAGUAAUAGAGUUAAAGGGCUGUGCUUCCACAGCUGGCGGCCAUGGAUCCUGGCGAGUAUGACCACUGGCGUCAUCCAGCUAUGGGAUCACUUUAUGGGCAUUCUCAUUGGUGACUUCCGCCAGCACCGUGGCCCCGUUCGCAGCGUUCAUUUCCAUACAUCUCAGCCACUGUUCGUUUCUGGAGGUGAUGAUUUCAAAAUCAAGGUGUGGAAUUACGAAUUGCAUCAGUGUCUAUUUACUCUCCUGGGUCAUCAUGAUUACAUUCGCACAGUUCAAUUUCAUCAUGAAGCUCCCUGGAUCCUCAGUGCAAGUGAUGAUCAGACAAUCAGAAUAUGGAACUGGCAGUCUCGAACUUGCAUUUCAGUGUUGAAUGGGCACAGCCAUUAUGUUAUGUGUGCCUCAUUUAAUCCCAAAGAAGAUAUUGUUGUUUCAGCCUCUUUGGAUCAGACCAUCCGUGUUUGGGAUAUUGGUGCCUUGAGGAAAAAAUCCACCGUGUCUCCUGCUGAUGACAUUCUAGAACUGUCGCAAAUGAAUCCAGAUUUCUUUGGAGGGGUCGAUGCUGUUGUCAAGUAUGUCUUGGAAGGUCAUAAUCGAGGGGUUACCUGGGUUUCUUUUCAUCCCACUCUCCCUUGGAUUGUUUCUUGUGCAGAUGAUCGCCAAGUUAAAGUCUGGCAUAUGGAAGAUAAGAAGGUGAUUCUCACAUUGAAAGGCCACAUGAACAAUGUGUCGUGUGUUCUGUUCCAUGCAAGGCAGAAUGUCAUUGUAUCAAACUCCGAAGACAAGAGCAUUCGAGUUUGGGAUGCUACUAAUGGAACUGCCCUGCAGAUAUAUAAAAAGAAGCAUGACAAGUUCUGGAUCCUUGCAGGCCAUCCUGAGAUGAACCUUCUGGCUGCUGGUCAUGACAGUGGAAUGAUUGUCUAUAAAUUAAAGAGAGAACGGCCUGCCUUCUCUGUCAGUGCUAAUGCACUGGUCUAUGUCAAGGGCAGAUUUUUAUGUGUUUUUGAGUAUUCAACUCAGAAAGAUACUCAACUGAUCCCUAUACGCCAACCCGAUUUUAAUAAAUUGAAUCAAGCACCUCGGAUACUUUCUUAUAGUCCUGCUGAAAAUGCUGUUUUGGUCUGUUCAGACACAGAUGGGGGAUCAUAUGAACUCUACAUUAUCCCCCAGGAUAGCUAUGGAAGAGGUGAUGCAGUUCAAGAUGCAAAAAAGGGUACUGGGGGUUCAGCUGUUUUCAUUGCCCGAAAUAGGUUUGCCGUGCUUGAGAGAAGCACCAACAAAGUUCUGAUCAAGAACCUUACAAAUGAUGUAGUGAACAAAAGUGUUCUGCCCGUUGCUACUAAUGCAAUCUUCUAUGCGGGCAAAGGAAAUUUGCUGUGCAGAUCAGAGAACGAAGUAGUCAUCUUUGAUCCGCAACAAAUGAUUGUACUCGGUGAUCUUCAGACAUCUUUUGUUGUCAGGUAUGUGGUUUGGUCUCCAGAUAUGAAGAGUGUUGCUUUACUUGGUUUACACACAAUUGUUCUAGCGGAUAAAAACCUUGUUCAGCGCUGCAACCGUCAUGAGACUAUACGUGUUAAAAGUGGAGCUUGGGAUGAUAACGGAGUCUUCAUCUACACAACUUUGACCCACAUCAAGUACUGCCUUCCUAAUGGGGAAAGUGGAAUCAUCAAGACGCUUGAUGUCCCAGUGUAUGUGACAAAGAUAUAUGGUAGCACUAUCUUUUGCUUGGACCGAGAUGGGAUAAGCCGUCCUAUAAUUAUUGAUUCUACAGAAUAUAUUUUUAAGCUAUCCCUGCUGCGAAAGAGAUAUGACCAAGUUAUGAGCAUGAUUAUGAAUUCUGAAUUAUGUGGACAGGCCAUGAUUGCUUAUCUGAAGAAGGGCUUCCCACAAGCUGCUCUUCAUUUUGAGAGAUCUCGCUGUAACUUAGCCCUUAAAAGUGGUAAUAUUGAGAAAGCACUUGAAUUGGGCAAAAAAAUUAAUGAGAAAGAUUACUGGUACAGGCUUGGUGUCGAUUCUCUUUGGCAGGGUAAUGCUGGGAUAGUUGAAUACGCAUACCAAAAGACAAGGAACUUUGAGAGAUUGUCUUUCCAUUACCUGAUAACUGGUAAUCUGAAAAAAUUGUCCAAAAUGAUGAAAAUUGCUGAAGUAAAGAAUGAAGUCAUGGGCCAGUUUCAUGAUGCACUCUAUCUUGGUGAUGUGCAGGAGCGCGUCAAGAUUCUGGAGAAUGCAGGUCACUUGCCUCUUGCAUAUGUCACAGCUUCGCUCCAUGGGCUCCAUGAUAUUGCAGAGCGUCUUGCUUCUAAUUUGGGGGAGAAUCUUCCUUCUCUUCCAGAGGGGAAGAAAGCUUCACUUCUGAUACCUCCAAGUCCGGUGUUAUGUGCUGGAGAUUGGCCUUUGUUAAGGGUUAGUGAAGACAUAUUUGAAGGUGGGCUUGAUGAGGCAGGUAGGGGGGUUGAUGAAGAUUAUGAAGAGGCAGUAGAUGUUGAUUAUGAAGAGCCAUUUGAUGCUGAUUUGGGAGAGGCUCUGAAUACUGGUGAGGUGGAUGGCAUGGAGAAUGAAGGCAUUGCCGUGGUAGCGGAGGAAGCGGUUAAGCAUGAAGGGAAUGAUAAGGUGGGUGGGUGGGAUCAUGAAGAUCUUGAUCUGCCUCCGGAAAUGCCAGAGGCAGAUAGUAAUGCAUGUUCGUCAGUGUUCGUUGCUCCUUCCCCUGGUAUGCCUGUGAUCCAGAUCUGGGUCCAGAGAUCAUCUCUAGCUGCUGAACACGCAGCUGCUGGAAACUUUGAGAUAGCAAUGCGCUUAUUGUAUCGACAAUUGGGAAUAAGGAAUUUCUCCCCUCUGAGAACACAAUUUAUUGAUCUUCACAUGGGCAGUCAUACUUAUUUACCUGAUUGCACCUCAGCACCAGUGGCAUCUGCUGCACUGGAAAGGGGUGAGUCAGCCAGUCCGAACGUUGGAGGACAUCCUGCACUCUCGUCCAAUUCCUCUCGAUUGGAUGAAAAUGCCACGGGCGGUUACAUGGCUACCACUGGACACUUGGGAAUAAGGAAUAUCCAACCUUGGGGAACACAAUUUACUGAUCCUCACAUGGGCAGCCAUACUCAUUUACCUGAUUACGCCUCAGCACCAGGGGCAUCUGUUGCCAGUCCGAAUGUUGGAGGACAUCCUGCACUCUCGACCAAAUUCUCUCGAUUGGAUGAAAAGGUCACGGACGGUUACAUGGCUACAACUGAUGGAAAGUUUUCUGAUGCUCUUGGAUAUUUCAUGUCUAUUAUGCACACAAUUCCGCUGAUUGUGGUCGAAAGAAUGGAAGAAGUUGAAAAGGUUAAGGAGUUGGUUAUAACCAUCAAAGAAUACGUUCUCGGUUUUAAAAUGGAACUGAAGAGGAGAGAACUGAAAGACGAUCCAGUACGUCAGCAGGAGCUUGCCGCCUAUUUAACUCAUUGUAACCUCCAGCCACUACACACCAGACUCGCUCUAUUGAAUGCCAUGAGUGUUUGCUACAAGGCACAAAAUCUAAGAAGUGCAGCCAACUUUGCCCAGCGACUUCUGGAGACGGAGCCAAGUGACGAGUACCAAGACAGAAUGGCCCGGCAAGUUGUGCAGGCUGCUGCCGCGAGGAGCAUGCAUGAUGCUACUCAACUGAACUACGACUUCAGAAGUCCUUUUGUGGUAUGUGGGGCCACAUUCGUCCCAAUUUACAGAGGCCAGAAAUAUGUAACCUGCCCAUAUUGUACUGCACAAUUCGUUCCAUCUCAACAGGGACAGAUCUGUGCUGUCUGUGAGCUUGCAGAGAUUGGAUCUGAGGGAUCAGGCUUGAUGUGCUCUCAUUCACAAAUCACAUGAUUCCUUCACCUUCAGACAAAUUAGAGAAAAAGGUAUGAGUCUCAUAGCUACAGUCUUUACAUAUCCAGUAUUACUUUGGCAACAUCAUCAAUCCAUUACAGUUUUCUCUGCUGUGUGGGAAUUUAGUAUGCCUACCAUAUUCACUCUAUUAUAAUUUUAGUGCAGUUGGCAUUUAAGAUUAUGAUUUUAUUAUGAGUUUAUGACCAGUAUUUAUCUUCUUGUUA
Messenger RNA from Salvia splendens (bonfire salvia), 4218 nucleotides. RefSeq names its product coatomer subunit alpha-1. The coding region runs from base 134 to 3994 and encodes 1286 amino acids. Lineage: Eukaryota; Viridiplantae; Streptophyta; Magnoliopsida; Lamiales; Lamiaceae. Gene Ontology annotation, molecular function: structural molecule activity; protein binding. The transcript is spliced from 3 exons. Gene Ontology annotation, cellular component: COPI vesicle coat. Gene Ontology annotation, biological process: intra-Golgi vesicle-mediated transport; intracellular protein transport; retrograde vesicle-mediated transport, Golgi to endoplasmic reticulum. The record is from RefSeq and is a predicted model, not a curated record.